UACGUCCGUGCAUUUAGCCCACAGUUGUGUUGAAGUACCGUUAGCGCUAUUCACUGUCUGCAAUGGAGGGGGACCUAGAAAUAUUCCUGAGGUCAAGAGGAAUACCCCAGGAAACCAUAUUGCUCAUGAAACAGGACAAGAUUGACAAGUCUGUUUUGUCUGUUAUGAAAGAUGAGCAAAUGGCAAACUACCUCAAAUGUUAUGGUGACAGAGUGGCAGUUGUGUCAUUCUGUCAUCAAACACAACCAAACACAAACCAAGAGGCUGUGUUGCAAAGAGUGAGGGAUAAAAUAGAAACCAGAAAACUAGGAUCAACGCCUCGAAUGUUGCGUUCAAAGUCCUCUUUAAAUCCUAGGCAGGGGAGUUUGUUGUCACGGCCCAAAAAUCAUCAUGCUGAGAAAACCACCAGGAAGAUUGAAAUUGGUUGACUUAAUUUUUGUAGCAAAGGAUACCAACAAGUGAGGACCAGAAAUGGUGGUGGAACAAGACAUGUCACUGUGAAAAAAAGCACAAUAGUACAAGAGAUACUGGCAAUGGGAAAGGACCUAUUUUUUCCAAAUGGCCUCUCAACCAAGGGAUCUGCAGAAGAUUUUAAUUUUCAUGUUUGUGACUUUAAAAGAAACCCUAUUUCCUUGGGUGACAUUGUUGGCCUUCUUUAUGAACAAACAAAAUUAAAACUUUUGAGGUUUUACAUCUGCACCAGAGAUACAGACUUAUCUAAUCAAACUGGAUCUGGAGGUGAUAUUGAAGAAUACAGCUCUGACAGUGAGUCCUGGGAUGUACUGGAAAAGGAGGCUUUUUUAAAAAAUGCCACCACUGGAGAGGAUCUAGAACUCCAAGAACAUACAUCAAAAAAAUCAAAACGAUGGAGCCCUGAAUCACCCAAUGAAACAAGGGCUUUGGCAAUCCAGAAUACUAACACAGAUGAUGCAACAUCAAAUACAAAACCUUGUAUGGGUGAUGAAGGAGAUACACUGUUUCCUGAUUCACAGAUUCACUGGGAUCCUGAAAAUGAAGAACACGAAAGGACAGAAGUUGAAGAUGUUAUUGUGAUAAACCUGUGUUUAGACAAUGCUGAUGAUGUCACUGAGUUGUUCAUGGACAAUGAAGAGGUGAAUGAACCUGUUUCAACAACCUUAUCUUAUAAAGAACCUCUACUGUCUGCCAAAUCACCACAUGAGAGAGUGGAAACAAGUUUGCAGUCCAACAGUGAAAUACUUCCUGGAGAUUUUGCUUCCGAAUCAGAAAACUAUAGCAACUCUUCAACCACCAAUGAUGACUUGGCAAAUUCAAGAGCUGUGCAUUAUGUGUCAGUUCAUAGGAUUACCAUUUUAAAAGAUCUCAUAGUUGCUUACUUGGACCCAAACAUAUUGCAGUGUACUUUAAAAAUGGAAUUUGUUAACGAAAAGGCCAUUGAUGAUUCUGGAGUUUCAAGAGAUAUGUACACUGCAUUCUGGGAGCAGUUCCUUGAACAGUGUGAAGGUGAAGAAGAACGUGUUCCAAGAUUGAGGCUAGAUUUUUCUGAGGAUGAAUGGCAGGCAGUGGGAAGGAUUUGGGCCAAAGGUUUUCUAGACCAUGGUGUACUACCAAUAAGGCUUUCAAAGUCUUUCAUAUUGGCAUCUAUUCAUGGAAUUGAUGCAGUUGAUGUGCAUGUCCUGUUGUCCUCUUUCCUCAACUACCUCUCUUCUAAUGAGCGAGUCAUUAUUGAAAGGGCUUUACAGGGCACACUGGAGGAAAAUGAUGAGGAAGACUUACUUGACCUUUUUACAAGGAUGGGUUCCCAAUGCCUUCCUCCAAAAGAUAAUAUGGAAUCUGCCAUCCAAACAAUGGCUCAUAAAGCCAUACUGCAAGAACCUAAAUAUAUAGUAGAUUGCUUCUCCAAGGCCAUGUCAUGUGUACAGCUAAACUUGUCUGACAAAAAAAGUGUGCUGUCUUUAUAUGAAAUGAAAAAGGCUACUGGCAAAAAAGUGUCACAGCUGCUUCAAACUACCAAGGAAAUGCUUACUCAGCAAGAGCAGGCAACCUUCAACCAUCUUCAGCUUUAUGUUCGGAACGCAGACCAAAAAAAAGCAGAACAGUUUCUGCGUUUUUGCACAGGGUCUUCGGUCAUGUGUGUUGACAAAAUUAAUGUAUGUUUCAAUGCAGAGUCUGGCCUCAGCCGACGGCCUGUUGCUCACACCUGUGGAGCUACCCUUAAAGUGUCUUACACUUAUAGCUCUUACCCAGAGUUUCGUACAGAGUUUGAUAACAUUCUGUCUAGUAACUACUUGAAAAUGGACAUCAUUUAAACUUGAUACGUGACAACUUAUAAAGUAUCUGUUCUUUCACUACUGCUGACAUACUUUAAGUUCAUUUUUGUAUAAAGACAUGUUCUGUCUGUUCAUUUUCGUUCUUUGUUUGUGAAAGCUGUUUAAACAUUUAUUUGUACUUAAAGCAGUUUUCAGCUUUCACAGGUUACAAGAAACAGAGAACCAAUUAUUAUGCACUUUUCUUUUACAUCAUUUUUAGGAAAGUUGACUGACACUUAUGACAGUAAGCAGGUUAGGUUUAUGUUUUAGUAUUUUAACUGAAUAAAGACAAUGCUGCCUUUUGCCUGUUCAUAAAAAA
This is a messenger RNA of Clarias gariepinus (North African catfish), 2607 nucleotides long. RefSeq lists its product as uncharacterized. The transcript is spliced from 5 exons. NCBI's taxonomy places the organism in Eukaryota, Metazoa, Chordata, Actinopteri, Siluriformes, Clariidae. Bases 534 to 2288 code for a protein of 584 amino acids. Gene Ontology annotation, molecular function: ubiquitin-protein transferase activity. The record is from RefSeq and is a predicted model, not a curated record.